Neurospora tetrasperma FGSC 2508 is the source of this 2283-nucleotide messenger RNA. RefSeq lists its product as uncharacterized. NCBI's taxonomy places the organism in Eukaryota, Fungi, Ascomycota, Sordariomycetes, Sordariales, Sordariaceae. Gene Ontology annotation, molecular function: choline kinase activity; ethanolamine kinase activity. The record is from RefSeq and is a predicted model, not a curated record. The transcript is spliced from 3 exons. Gene Ontology annotation, cellular component: cytoplasm. The coding region runs from base 1 to 2283 and encodes 760 amino acids. Gene Ontology annotation, biological process: phosphatidylethanolamine biosynthetic process; phosphatidylcholine biosynthetic process.
AUGAACGGGUCUGUCAACGGGCCAACGAUCCGCCCCAGACGUUCGGCACUCAAAUAUGAAGGCGACACUGUGCAGAUUGCGGAACCUGAGACUCCUUCUGUGGAAGAGCACCACGUUAAGAAACAGUUCUCUGCGAGCGUAGCCAAAAGACUUGGUGGCCGACCUGCACCCACCUCAAACCCAUCGAGAACCUCACUCGCUUCAGGUACCAGCCAAGCGGACAUCGACAACUCCGGCAGUCCGACUGUACUGACUGCAUCACCUGCCCCAAUGGAUGAGUCUCCGGCACACGGUCCACAAGGUCGUCACCGUAACAAAAUAGACCGGAUCAGUGAGCGACUGGUCGCCCAAGUAGCGGAAUGGAUUCAGCAUGAAAAGACCAAGAGGGAAACUAGAAAGACAGUGAAGCUUCUUCGACGGCGCAAGACACCACCCAUCCAUGUGAACGGAGAGCCUACCGUCUCCUCGCCUACCCGCCCUCGUGCGGAUUCCAUCAGUUCAGACUCGAGCGAGGUUUCUUUGGACAGACUGCAAAAGAUCCUCAAUGACGGCAUGUCUGCUCUCGGCCUAGACCAGGUCCCGCAGCUCGGCCCCCGUCUCGGACGCAGACGGUCUAGGAGGAGUCUCAAGGCGCCUCCUGCCCGCACAGCCUCUUCCGACACGGAAUUUUUUGACGGCGAUGUCGUUGUUCCUAGCUGUGACGUGUUCCUCGACAACUCAAAGACCAUGAGUUACUCGGGCGGCAAGGCGACCACCGAUGAUACGCCUUCGCAAGCCAGCCGUAGGGAAGAGAAGGAGAAGCAGGCUUGGCUGACGUUCAAGAACGAGAUCAUCAGGCUGGCACACACUCUUAGGUUGAAGGGGUGGAGGCGCAUUCCGCUCAACGGUGGUGAGACGAUCUCUGUUGAGCGACUCAGCGGAGCGCUGACGAACGCUGUGUAUGUGGUGUCACCGCCCCCUGAAUCUAUUUUGCCUCCGCAGGAGGGUAAGAGACAGCCGGAAAAGGUCUUGCUCAGAGUCUACGGCCCGCAAGUUGAGCAUUUGAUCGACCGAGAAAUCGAAUUGGGCGUUCUCAAGCGCCUGGCGAGAAAGAAGAUCGGCCCUCGGUUGCUCGGUACCUUUUUGAACGGCCGCUUCGAGCAGUAUUUCAACUCCACCACGUUGACGCCAGAGAAUCUUCGUGAGCCUGAGACAUCCAAACAAAUCGCCAAACGCAUGAGAGAACUCCAUGACGGCGUUGAGCUUCUUGAGCAUGAAAAGGAUGAAGGUCCUGGUGUCUGGAGAAACUGGGAUAGGUGGCUCGACCAGGCUGAGAAGACGGCCAUGUACCUCGACAACCAGGUUGCAGCCCAGCUUCAAGAAACCACUCGCCACAAGGAGACUUGGAAGACUAGGGGUUUCGUCUGCGGUGUCGAGUGGCCCGUGUUCAGAAAGAUGGUUCAGAAGUACCGCAAGUUCCUAGAGGACUAUUAUGGCAGCCCUACCAAAAUAAGGGAAAAGCUGGUCUUUGCCCACAAUGAUACUCAAUACGGGAACAUUUUGCGCAUUCGGCCCGACGAUAAGAAGUCGCCUUUGCUGCAGCCCGCCAACGAGCACAAGCAGUUGAUCGUCAUCGAUUUUGAGUAUGCCGGAGCGAACUUGGCCGGCCUGGAGUUUGCCAAUCACUUCUCCGAAUGGACCUACAACUAUCACGAUCCUGUUACGCCACACGUUUGCGAUGCUACCAAGUAUCCAACCCUCGAACAGCAGCGGCGGUUCAUCAAGGCCUACGUGGACCACCAGCCGAAGUUCCCUUCGGUACCUGGUGUAUCAACACCAUCGGUGACACCGUCAAGCACGGACACGCCUAGGCCUGGCAUGCUUCAGAGCACCAACUCGGCAAGCUCCAUUGUGGAAUUCAUGUUGGACGCCCGCGUGCCGCCAGGUGGGUGGAAAGAAGAGGACGCCCGUCGUGAAGCCGAGUCGGAGAAGAGGAUUAAGGAACUCUUGGAAGAAACCCGGCUCUGGCGGGUUGCCAACAGCGCUCAAUGGGUGGUAUGGGGCAUCAUCCAGGCGAAGAUUCCAGGACUGAAUGACGGGGCGAAAGACGUGGUAACGACGCCGGAAGGCAGCGUGCCUGACGAGGAACUCGAGGCGGAAGAGGAGGCCGAUGCGUUCGACUACCUGGGCUACUCGCAGGAGAGGGCCUUUUUCUUUUGGGCGGACUGUGUACGCCUUGGGCUUGUCACAGAGGAGGAGUUGCCGGAGAACGUUCGUUGCAGGCUUAAGUUUGUUGAGCAGUGA